AUGUAUAAUGGAGAUGACCGAGACGCUCUUCUCUUUGGCUCAAUCAGCAGCCAGGCCUCUUCUGAAGCGGGUGGUGCUGCUCCUACGGGAACUGCACAGCUGACUACAGAGGCUCGGCUCUUCCCCGAGAACCAGCCACCCGCCCGUCUGACUGUACACUGCAGGGGUGACAACGCAUUAGACAAGGCGUUAGAGAGCGAACCAUCGCUAAAGCGGAGCGGAGUGCAGGAGCAGCAGCCUGCCCGCCGUCAACGUCACAUUUCUUUGUUUGCCUCAAUCGAGCUGACCCGUCCGAAGGUGCCCCUGCCUGGUAAUGGAGAAGCCGGUCCCUUCUUCCUUGCCAGCGAGCCAUCUCAUCAAGUUACUGCUUUGGCUGUGACGGAGCAGAAGAAUCCUCUGUCAGCAACGCCGGCAGUCGAUGGCGUUGCCGCAAGCCGUUGCCAAGCCCCAAAGAGCGCAGUGUCCUCACUGCGCCCGAAGGAGCGAGAAGGCCCGUCACUUCUGGCUGAGAGGAAAGACGAAAAUGUCUUCACUCUUCAGCAGUGCGAUGGCGCGUGCUCCAAUCCAUUGCGCUGCGGUCCCGUUAAUAACGGAGAGCUCUCGCCGAGUUUCAAAUCUGUAGAGGGACUCCUCGCGCUCCCGCGUCUGGGGAAUAUUGACGCCCAAAGCUUCGUGGCUCAGGAACUGCAGGAGGAAGAAGAAACAGCAGCUGCUGUUGCCCUGGCGACCAAUGCACUCCGCCAGCGUGCACAAGAGCUCCUAAACCAGGCAGCAGAGAAGCUCGAAAGGCUGGCAUUGCAGCAACGGAAGAGGACAGAAGCAUCGGCUGAGAAAGCGGCUUCCAUUCUCCGUAGGGCUACGGAGGCUCGUUGUGCACUGCGGCACGAGAGGAAUAUGCUGGAGCAGCUGCGGAGGCGGCACGGAGGUGAACAACAGUUGAAGCUGAAAGCAACAGCUGAAGCACUGGACGCCGAACGCCGUCGCUGCGUCGAUCUCGAAGCUCGAAUGGAAGCGCUGCAGCAGGAGAACCGACAACUCCGGGCUGCGCUGCACCGUGCACAACCGCCCCAAACGAGAGGCUUAGUUAACAGUAAACAAUUAAGCGCUACGGAUGCUUCGUCUUCAAACCGGAAGCGUCAUCAGACUCUUGGGUGUCAUCCCACAACCCGAUGUACCGCUCAGCAAGACUCCGCAGAGACAGCUUCUCUCACGGCAGUGGUGCUCCCUGCAGUACCACCUGCCCAGGGGGCGCGAGGAGGCUGUCGGUCCUGUUCAAGGCAGCCUGGAAAGGCUAUCGGGCCUAACAGUCGCUCAACAGACUCGGCGGGGCGCCAAGCACUUCUAGAUGUGGAGGUUCGACUGCCUCCUGCUGCCUGUUCAGCGGCAUCAGCCCGUUCAGCCUGCAACGAAAAGCAAACGCAUGAUGUAGACAUACAUGGUGCCCAAGGUGCCCCUGAUCGUCCGCAGCUACAACCUGAAGGAUGCCCAUGCCCGCCGCAACUGGAUGCGUUGUCCCAUCACAUCAGCGAUACGGGUAACUCCAAAUGCAGCCAAACAACAGACAGCGUGCGAAAGCAUAGACACCGCAACCGUUCUGCCGGAAGUAGUGCAUUUCGAACGGACGAAUCCACCAGCAGCAACGGCAGCAUGAGCAGCUGCAAUAAGCUUGAGAGACGGCGCCGUUUGCGCCAAAGAAUGCGGCAUGGAAACGCUCAGCUGCAGCGCUCUCUCUCUCGCGGAUCGGUCAGCACUAGCAGCAGCAGCGCUGCGCCGGAUCGCGAGAAGGGCCGUCGCCGCUCCCACUCCACGCGGCGCAUGACGCGCGCACCACUGCAUCCGCGUAUUUCUUUCUCUGUUCCGCAGCCAAGUUUGCAGCAGCCCCUGGAGGUUGAUGACGACUCCUCUUCGGGUUCGUCCGUGCCUCGACGGACCCGUACAAGCGGUCAUAAGCUGGCACUCCGAGGAGACGUGGCGGGGCGGUUACAAGCAUCGCUCAUGCGUCUCCAAGAGCGGCAGGCGCUGCAGGGAAAGAUACAGAAUAUUGCACAGCAGUUACUGCACCCGCACCAAGCGUAG
This is a messenger RNA of Eimeria mitis, 2076 nucleotides long. RefSeq lists its product as uncharacterized. NCBI's taxonomy places the organism in Eukaryota, Apicomplexa, Conoidasida, Eucoccidiorida, Eimeriidae. The record is from RefSeq and is a predicted model, not a curated record. The coding region runs from base 1 to 2076 and encodes 691 amino acids. The transcript has 5 exons.